AUGUUACCAUCACAAACACCAACAAUUUCUAUUUCGGGGUCCUUUGGCACUGGAUUGAUCAUUGGGACGGGACAAAGCCUUCUCCACGGCGGUCCAGGCUCGCAGCUGAUCGCAUACAUUGUGAUGGGAGGAAAUGUGUACAAUGUCAUGACAGCACUGGCGGAGAUGGCUACCUAUGCCCCAAUGGACCAGGGAUUCCCCGGAUAUGCAACGAGAUAUGCUGAUCCUGCCUUGGGGUUUGCUACUGGAUACAACUACUGGUGCAAAUACAUCGUCGUCCUCGCGAACAACCUGACGGCAUCUGGUCUUAUCAUACGGUAUUGGAGGGCUGAUCUGAACGUCGGCAUCUGGAUCACGGUGUUUGCUAUACCAGUGAUUAUCAUCAACCUCUUUCAAGUAAAAGUAUUUGGUGAAAGCCAAUUUCUUGCGGGAUGGAUCAAGUUGUUUGUUAUGACAAUGCUAAUUAUCAUCUGUCUCGUCCGUUCCCUCAGCAACAAUGACGGCCAGGGUCGCAUUGGUUUUAGAUACUGGCGAGACCCAGGUGCUUUCGCCGAAUAUCUCGAACCUGGAGCUUUAGGACGUUUUCUUGGCUUCUGGGCUGCCUUCACCCAAUCUGCUUUCGCCUAUGUUGGUUGUGAGGUUGUUGGUGCUGCAUUCGGUGAAGCGGGUAACUUGAAAAAGGAGAUACCCCAAGCUAUCAAAUGGACAUUUUACCGAAUUGUGGUCUUCUACAUCUUCGGUGUCUUUGUGCUGGGCAUGGCGAUUCCAUACACAGACGAUAUGUUACUGGGGGCGUCGCACAAGAAAACGAGUGCCUCUGCUUCGCCAUUCGUCAUCGCAAUCAAGCGCGCCGGUAUCUCGAUGCUUCCAGAUAUCACCAAUGGAUCCCUUCUUGUCUUUGUGCUGAGCGCAGCAUCUUCUGACAUCUAUGUCUCUGCUCGCACACUGUACGCCCUUGCUAAGAGAUCGCAAGCUCCGAAGAUAUUCAGACGUACUGUUCAUGCCGCCAAACGCAGAGAGGAUGGGAAGCCGACGUUCCGCGACAGACUUCGGAGCUGGUCUUUUGGAGUACCUAUGCCAGCCGUCCUCUUUUGCUCUGUUUUCUUUCUGCUCGGAUACCUGAACGUCUCGAAGUCCUCGGCGACUGUCUUUGGAUACUUUGUCAGCUUGGUUACGGUUUUUGGGGCGCUCAACUGGAUCAGCAUCCUAAUAUCGUACAUUAAAUUUUCCAGAGGGCUUGCUGCUCAGGGCAUCAGACGCAGCGAGCUCCCUUAUAGAGGCCCCCUACAGCCGUAUGCGGCGUAUUAUUCUCUGGGGGUCACUAGCGCGGUGAUUCUUUUCAACGGUUUUGAUUCCUUUAUCCACAAAUUCGACGCUUCAAGAUUUGUCACUUCGUAUAUCGGGAUUGUGAUAUACCUAGCAAACUAUCUUGGAUGGAAGUUUUUCAAGAAAACACGCUGGGUAAAGCCUGCAUUGAUGGAUUUGGAAUCGAACAACAACAAAGAAGUGAUUGGCGGUCCAGUCUAGCUGGUAUGGGAGAUUGGCACUUCUUGGACAGACGCCAAGAGGAAAAUGUUGACACGAAACU
Molecule: messenger RNA, 1588 nt
Organism: Aplosporella prunicola CBS 121167
Lineage: Eukaryota; Fungi; Ascomycota; Dothideomycetes; Botryosphaeriales; Aplosporellaceae
Exons: 6
Coding region: 1-1527 (508 amino acids)
Biological process (GO): amino acid transmembrane transport
Cellular component (GO): membrane
Molecular function (GO): amino acid transmembrane transporter activity
Source: RefSeq, a predicted model, not a curated record